Molecule: messenger RNA, 2327 nt
Organism: Octopus sinensis (East Asian common octopus)
Lineage: Eukaryota; Metazoa; Mollusca; Cephalopoda; Octopoda; Octopodidae
Product: protein maelstrom homolog
Exons: 1
Coding region: 148-1800 (550 amino acids)
Biological process (GO): piRNA processing; regulation of miRNA-mediated gene silencing; spermatogenesis
Cellular component (GO): P granule; nucleus
Molecular function (GO): sequence-specific DNA binding
Source: RefSeq, a predicted model, not a curated record
AGUAUUUAUUUACCAGUUAAAAAAAAAAGAAUUGUCAGUUAAAUUCACUUACGGUGCCAAGGUCGAUAACUCUUAUUUAUAUACACCUUAGUUGGUUGGUACUCGUGCGUAGUGUCAGUCUAUCCGGAACUGUGUUCCACAUCAAAAAUGCCACCAAAUAAGAAAAUACAACAUAACGCUUUUUAUUAUUAUAUGAAACAGUUGAUGGAAGAAAUGAAACUAGAAGGCCACAAUUUCCCUAAUGGCUUAGCAGAUGUUGUUGCUAUCGCUGGCCCCAAAUGGAAGCUGAUGACAACCAACGAAAAAUAUCCUUAUGAAAAAAUGUCUCGCGAAAUUAAAGAAAAUUCCCGUAAAAAGAAUAACACUAGUAAUAAGAAAAGUGAUUCGCGUUUGGACUGUACAGGACAGUUAAUUUCUAGCCACACUGAACCCCUCGACGAAAUUGCCAAAUUUUACGCUGAGCAAGAUCGAGAUGUUACCUCAAAAUGGCCGCAUAACUCGGAUAUACUCUACGAAAAGUUUUAUCUUCUAAAUUUCCAGCUACUGUGUAAAACCUCAGAUGACGAAUGCUUACCAGUUGAAGUUUCUGCUUUGGAAUACAAUAUGAAAGAGGGUAUUACUAAAGAGAUGCACCAAUUUAUUAACGCGGGUUCUAUUCCCGUUGGCUAUAGAUAUGAGGCUCAAUUUCACAGUGAUAACACUCAUCAAAUUCCUAUAGAAAACUUUGAAAUGGCUACAUCUGAUUAUACCCAACUGUGGAAGGAUUUGCUUAAAUUUUCUGAUAAAAAACAAUUUUAUUGUUUGUCAAGAGAUUUUAAAGAAGUUGAAAGCUGUUUGAAUUGGAUAAGUGUACGAAGUGAAAGUGCUCGGUCAAAAUAUAUUCAACUUUAUGCACUUGAGAAGCUUGUCAUGGAUUUGUUUAAACAUAAUGGCUUUUCUGUCGCGAAAUAUCAAAUUCUUGACAUGCUGACAACCACUGCAUUCGAUUACGAACCCAAUACUCGUUGUCCUUGGCAUGAACAGGCUAGUCUUAUUCAUUGUAGUUUGGCCAUUAUUCGAAGAUAUGCGUAUGCCAUGUCUGACUCUCUGGUCAACGUUUAUGAAUUCACACUCACUUCUCAGCAUCUUCCCGUAAAAGAUAGUAAAAGUAAAGGCGUGUCGUUAAACCCUCCUCACUUCGGCAGCAGAAAAAACAACUAUUCCCGUCCAGCUACUGAGAAAAACAAACAUUGGUCUGAAAACACUAAACAAGACUCUCCUAAGGUUAAGCAGAAUUUUUCUGCAGAUGAUGAAGAAUUGGAAGCUCUCCGAAAACCACUUACUAACGCUAAUGUUACUUGUGCCACAAAACACAGCUAUUUCGAUCAUAAUAAGGACCUACAUCCAUUUGGAACGAAAUCAGAGAAUGAAUCUAAUUGUUGCAGUCAUAACGUUAGUGUUUCUGAUACUGUAAGCGAAUGUGACAGUGAACUAAAUCAUAUCUCUGAGGAAAACGAAGUUCUGCAGAAUCCAUUCCAAUUUGAACCCGUUUUUCCCAAUCUAUCAAAUACAAGGAGCCAGUUACCAGCAUCGACUACAGCUUCUCGGGCGUGGGUAAGCUCGACACCAAAACCUUCACAUAUAUCGGAGACGGACUUUCCAUCUUUAACCAGUAGUAUUUCUUCGGGACCACGGGUAGUGACUCCCUCCUACCGACAACAAGUGGCUAUGCAAAGAGAUGUACCUAGCAGGCCUUGUUUUGCAGCUAUGGUAGGUCGAGGGCGUGGAAGGGGCCUAAUUGCAAAUGCUUGCCCUAAAUAGUCUUUUUACGCACACUCGAAACCUUUUACAUUUAUGUUUACAUCAUUGACAUGCAUAAAAAAAAAUAUUUUUUCAUUUAUAAACUCUUACCGUAUCUAUUUAAAUCUGCAAACAUUAACGUUUUAACUUUUCUAUAAAUAAAAAUAAACUUGCUAAGUUUUUAUAACUUAGCCUCUAUUAUUUUAAAACUCCUCUAUAAGUUGUCAAACGAGAUGUCUCGGUUCUCAAAAGUAAAUAACCACUCUCUUUACAGAGCAUGAAAUUCUAUUAAAACCUAUGUUGAUUUUUAGAAUUUAUUGAUUGUAACAUAAAAACAAAACCAGUUUCGCUACAUAACUGGUUUGUAUGUAGAUGAAUAAAUCUGUAUGCACUGGUUUAUAAAACAAUUUUCCAUAUUGUUACUUACAAACGUUAACAAAUUUCUAUUUCAAAACUGUUAAUCAUCAAAGUUGCUAUAAAGAUAUUUUAUUUAUAUAUAGAUAUAUAUAUAUAAUUCAAAUCGUAAUAAGAUAGUAUUAAUUUUAUUU